GCUCGGCGGCGGCUCCAGUGGCAGCGGCGGUGGCGGCUCGGCGGGCUCGGCGCCUCCUGUCCCGCGGGCGGCUUCGCGCGCGCUGCCCAGGGCGCCCCGUGGCGCCCGGACACACGUGGGCGGCUGGGCGAUGGCCCCUGCCCGGCGACGUGGCGGGCUGGCACGGGGGCGCGGGACGGCGCGGCCCGAGUGAGCCGGGGCCGCGCUCCCGCCCUCGGCCCGGGCCGCCCGGGAUGGCCGUGCCGCCGCUCGGCCGGGCGCUGCUGCUGUGGCAGCUGCUGGCGGCGGGCGGCGCGGCGCUGGAGAUCGGCCGCUUCGACCCGGAGCGCGGGCGCGGGCCGGCGCCGUGCCAGGCGGUGGACAUCCCCAUGUGCCGCGGCAUCGGCUACAACCUGACCCGCAUGCCCAACUUGCUGGGCCACACGUCGCAGGGCGAGGCGGCCGCCGAGCUGGCCGAGUUCGCGCCGCUCGUGCAGUACGGCUGCCACAGCCACCUGCGCUUCUUCCUGUGCUCGCUGUACGCGCCCAUGUGCACCGACCAGGUCUCGACGCCCAUCCCCGCCUGCCGGCCCAUGUGCGAGCAGGCCCGCCUGCGCUGCGCGCCCAUCAUGGAGCAGUUCAACUUCGGCUGGCCGGACUCGCUCGACUGCGCCCGGCUGCCCACGCGCAACGACCCGCACGCGCUCUGCAUGGAGGCGCCCGAGAACGCCACGGCCGGCCCCGCCGAGCCCCACAAGGGCCUGGGCAUGCUGCCCGUGGCGCCGCGGCCCGUGAGACCCCCCGGCGAUGCGGGUCCGGGCCCGGGCAGCGGCGGCACCUGUGCGAACCCGGAGAAGUUCCAGUACGUGGAGAAGAGCCGCUCGUGCGCGCCGCGCUGCGGGCCGGGUGUUGAGGUGUUCUGGUCGCGCCGAGACAAGGACUUCGCGCUCGUCUGGAUGGCCGUGUGGUCGGCGCUGUGCUUCUUCUCCACGGCCUUCACCGUGCUCACCUUCCUGCUGGAGCCCCACCGCUUCCAGUACCCUGAGCGCCCCAUCAUCUUCCUCUCCAUGUGCUACAACGUCUACUCGCUGGCCUUCCUCAUCCGCGCUGUGGCCGGAGCCCAGAGCGUGGCCUGCGACCAGGAGGCGGGCGCGCUCUACGUGAUCCAGGAGGGCCUGGAGAACACGGGCUGCACGCUCGUCUUCCUGCUGCUCUACUACUUCGGCAUGGCCAGCUCGCUGUGGUGGGUGGUCCUGACGCUUACCUGGUUCCUAGCGGCCGGCAAGAAAUGGGGCCACGAGGCCAUCGAGGCCCACGGCAGCUACUUCCACAUGGCGGCCUGGGGACUGCCGGCGCUCAAGACCAUCGUCAUCCUGACGCUGCGCAAGGUGGCCGGGGACGAGCUGACUGGGCUCUGCUACGUGGCCAGCAUGGAUGCAGCUGCGCUCACGGGCUUCGUCCUGGUGCCCCUCUCCUGCUACCUGGUGCUAGGCACCAGCUUCCUCCUGACCGGCUUCGUGGCCCUCUUCCACAUCCGCAAGAUCAUGAAGACGGGCGGUACCAACACCGAGAAGCUGGAGAAGCUCAUGGUCAAGAUUGGGGUCUUCUCCAUCCUCUACACGGUGCCUGCCACCUGCGUCAUUGUUUGCUACGUCUAUGAACGCCUCAACAUGGACUUCUGGCGCCUUCGGGCCACAGAGCAGCCAUGCACAGCAGCCACCAUGCCCGGAGGCCGCAGGGACUGCUCACUGCCAGGGGGCUCAGUGCCCACUGUGGCUGUCUUUAUGCUCAAAAUCUUCAUGUCGCUGGUGGUGGGCAUCACCAGUGGGGUCUGGGUAUGGAGCUCCAAGACUUUCCAGACCUGGCAGAGUCUGUGCCACCGCAAGAUGGCAGCUGGCCGGGCCCGGGCCAAGGCCUGCCGGGCCCCCGGGGGCUAUGGCCGUGCCAUGCACUGCCACUAUAAGGCCCCCACCGUGGUCUUGCACAUGACUAAGACAGACCCCUCUCUGGAGAACCCCACACACCUCUAGCGACACAGGCCUGGCGCAGGGUGGCUGCUGCGCCCUUCUUGCCCUCCCUGCCCCUCCCCCCAGAGACAGCUGACUAGCAGCAGCCCAGCUGUCAAGGUCAGGCAAGUGAGUAUGAGGGGGCUGAGAACCAGGGUGGGGACCCAGAGAGGUUCAUGUCCCGUCCCACUGCAUUCGGGGGAUGGGCCUGGCUGAGUCCCCACAGGGUCCUGGGCAAGGGUGUGGGAGGAGGGGGCAGAAGGGGGUAGGGUCCAGCAGGAGUUUAUUUAAUGAUGUAAUUUAUUGUUGCGUUUCUCUGGAAGCUGUGACUGGAAUAAACCCCGUGUGACA
Messenger RNA from Microcebus murinus (gray mouse lemur), 2336 nucleotides. RefSeq names its product frizzled class receptor 9 (gene FZD9). Gene Ontology annotation, cellular component: membrane. The record is from RefSeq and is a predicted model, not a curated record. NCBI's taxonomy places the organism in Eukaryota, Metazoa, Chordata, Mammalia, Primates, Cheirogaleidae. Gene Ontology annotation, biological process: canonical Wnt signaling pathway; non-canonical Wnt signaling pathway. Gene Ontology annotation, molecular function: Wnt-protein binding; transmembrane signaling receptor activity.